Molecule: messenger RNA, 1794 nt
Organism: Suillus discolor
Lineage: Eukaryota; Fungi; Basidiomycota; Agaricomycetes; Boletales; Suillaceae
Exons: 3
Coding region: 203-1717 (504 amino acids)
Source: RefSeq, a predicted model, not a curated record
UUGAUGAUGAUGAAGAGACCUUUCCCACUUCCAAAAGUGAUGUAUGGUCUUUUGGUUGCAAUAUGAUUCAUGUGCUCUCUGGGCAGUUGCCCUGGUGGUCAACUCGAUCUAACCACAUUCCCCUCCAACUACUUGCAGGAAAGGUACCACCACUACCACCAGUAAUUGAGGAUCAGGCCCAAGAUUCAUCCUUCCUCCGAAAAUGCUUCUCUUUUUCACCAGCAGACCGCCCUUCCGCAGAUCAGACACUAGCCUUUGUACGCAAAGCACUAAGGACGGGAAUGCCGCAGACUGCGGAAGUUGCGGUGGCAUUCCCCCUGUUGAUCAACAUGAUCACGACAAUGGCAUUCCUGCUGUUGUGGCCGAGUUCAAACGACGUGCUUUUGAUCUGGUUCCAUCACAUUUGAUCCAUAUCCCAACCAUGGAAUUGAUCCCGCGCGACAAACUCAUUACACUACUGAAACCAGAGACGAUCACUGAGAAGGAUAUCCGUCAGUGUGGGGGAUGGUCGAGGGAGUCUGCCAUAGAGUCAGCUGUGGUCAACCUCCUCAAAUAUGCCAUUCUAUCACACCGAUGGGGAGAAUCGGAGCCGACAUUCCAAGACCUAAAACGCGAAGGAGCGGGUUACAAGAAACUGGAGAAGUUUUGCGCAAAAGCAAAGGAGUAUGGCUGUGAUCUCGCAUGGUCUGAUACCUGCUGCAUCAACAAAGAAAGCAGCUCGGAGCUUGAUGAAGCAAUUUGGUCGAUGUACAUGUGGUACCGCGAGGCCUAUAUAUGCAUAGUGCACCUGGCUCAGACAAAUUCAUGGGAUACGCUGGAGAACGACGAGUGGUUCUUUCGUGGCUGGACCUUGCAAGAACUUCUUGCACCCCUUAGGAUGAGGUUUUAUUAUGGUCCUACUUGGACGCCUCUUACACAGAAUCUUAACGACAAAGAUGACGCGAGGGUUGUUCGUGCUCUUUAUCGCGCUACCAAGAUCCCUGAAAACGACCUGCGCAACUUUCGCUCCGGGCCAAAUCGUGCCUGGGAGAAGAUGAGCUGGGCAGCGAGUCGGAAGACAACCCGUGUUGAAGAUGUUGCCUACUCUCUUACCGGUAUCUUCGACAUCACCAUGACGGUCGCAUAUGGAGAAGGAGAUCGAGCUUUUAAAAGAUUCAUGGCAGAGCUUAUCGAGAAGUGCAAGGAAUGGCAAAUUCUUGUGUGGGCUGGCGGACUCCCUGGAUGUCCAACAGGGCCUUCCUGUUAUCGCACAACAGACGGGGCAGCACUCGAGAUGCUCAAGAACCACGAGAUCUCGUGGUGGGGAGAGGGUUGUGGUGAUGACGACUUCUCAAUCACAAAGCGUGGCGUGCAGGUCAAGCUAUUCAUGGUCCCUGCCUCCAUUGACCAGAGCCUCUGGCAGUCGGUAUUCCUUUCCUGUCCCGCUGGUGGUCUCACGACAUCACCGCUCGACGAGCUGGUCGUGCAAUCUCCUUUCUUUCCACCUGCAUCUACGACGGAGUGGGCGAUCGGGGUUGUUAACUAUCAUGACCAUGAUGACGCUAUGAAAGGAAAGUUGAAAGCAGGACAAAUUUAUAUAUGUUUCCUCUUGAGGCGGUUUUGUCGCCCUGGCCUGGAUACCGUGCGCAACCACUGGAGAAGGGAGGUAACGGACAAGAUUCUGACGGUUCGUUGCAAACAUGACUUCGAAAAAGAAGUAGAGAUCGUUUGGUUAUAAAUUAUAGAGUAGAAUGUGGUAAAGAAAACGUGUAACACAUACAGUGGAACCCUCAAUGAUCAUGUUACGAAUGGUUC